CAACAUUUGACGUUGUACUACGUGAUAAACACUCCCAAGGAGAUUUGACUCAGGGACUUCAGGGUGGAUUUUUUUUCUUGAUAAAAUUGGUUUAAUUUGGUGAAAUACAGAAUUAAAGGGAUGGAUAUUGAGCUGGAGAAACAAGAGAGUGCAAAAGAUCGAAUAAGUGAAUGCAAUAGUGAUGUGAAUUUGAGCAUAAAAAAACCAAAGAGAGUCCUUCAUUUCUCUGAUGGGAUCCUUGAGGAAUUCAGCGAUACUGAGGAUGAAGUUGAUCAAAACAAGAACAAAGUUUUGGAUGUAUUAAGCGUUGAUGAGAGCCAGAUGGACUGGCCCACAUGGAUGAUUCAUAAAGCUGCUCGAACAAAAGAUACAGUCGUAUCGGGAUGUGAAUACGUUGGGGAGGCUCUGGCAUCCUUUCUGGGAAUCACAACGUCAAAAUUUGAUUUGGAGUAUGAGGAAUAUAAGAGGAGGGAGGAGGAGAAGGCACGAGAAGAUAGAGAGUCUCAGGGUUGGCAGACAAAUGAGAAUAAUGUUCCUGUCGUCCAAAAAUACUAAUUUAUAGAAUUACACUUAUCAGUCAGGAAGUCACAGAAAGAAUUUCUAUAUUUAUAUUUUUUACACUGUGUUAAUCACUUAAAUUGUUGUAGAAAAAAAAAAACUGAGUGGAAAAUUGAUAAACUUGAUGGUGUGACUCACCAUGUGAUGCUUUAAA
This is a messenger RNA of Phlebotomus papatasi, 712 nucleotides long. RefSeq lists its product as uncharacterized. Bases 121 to 555 code for a protein of 144 amino acids. The record is from RefSeq and is a predicted model, not a curated record. Lineage: Eukaryota; Metazoa; Arthropoda; Insecta; Diptera; Psychodidae. The transcript has 2 exons.